Molecule: messenger RNA, 601 nt
Organism: Thrips palmi
Lineage: Eukaryota; Metazoa; Arthropoda; Insecta; Thysanoptera; Thripidae
Product: lysozyme 1-like
Exons: 2
Coding region: 15-497 (160 amino acids)
Source: RefSeq, a predicted model, not a curated record
AAAAUAGUAUAAAGAUGCUGACUAGGUGCACUAGACGCCAGUCACUAGAAGCCAUGGCCCGCUCAAGCAUCGUGGUCGCUCUGCUGCUGUGCGUUGCUGCCUGCAACGCCAAGAUCUGGGAACGCUGCGACCUCGCUCGCACCCUUCUCAACACGUACAAGCUGCCGCGCGACCAGCUGGACACGUGGAUGUGCAUCGCGUACCGCGAGUCUCGCUACGACUCCUCGCACAUCAACACCAUGAACUCGGACGGCUCCAAGGACUACGGCCUCUUCCAGAUCAACAACCGGUAUUGGUGCCACAGCAGCGACUCACCCGCCCCCAACCAGAACCUGUGCAACGUGGCCUGUGACACCGUGCUCAACGACAUGGGCGCCACCGUCACCUGCAUCAAGACCAUGUACGCCAAGAGCAGGAACACCUGGCAGCCCAGGAUCACCUACCCGUACUGCGCGCGGGAGAACCUCAAGGGUUACACCGAGGGCUGUGGGAUCUGAUGCGGCUGCCUCACUUUCGAAAGAGAACGGCAUCACCACUUCCAAUGCUCGGCAUUAGUUCUUGUGAUGUUCGUUGCAAUAAAGUCCUGCAGUUUGAACAUGCA